Messenger RNA from Babjeviella inositovora NRRL Y-12698, 1270 nucleotides. It is a transcript of the gene MRPL3, whose product is annotated as mitochondrial 54S ribosomal protein mL44. The transcript has a single exon. The coding region runs from base 35 to 1081 and encodes 348 amino acids. Gene Ontology annotation, biological process: regulation of gene expression; primary miRNA processing; rRNA processing. Gene Ontology annotation, molecular function: double-stranded RNA binding; ribonuclease III activity. Gene Ontology annotation, cellular component: nucleus. Lineage: Eukaryota; Fungi; Ascomycota; Pichiomycetes; Serinales. The record is from RefSeq and is a predicted model, not a curated record.
CGAGCCUCAACCACCUUCCUUGUACAUACCUCUAAUGAGUAUUUUGCGUAUUGUCCAGAAGGGCAUCAGGUCCCCGAAUGUGCUCUCCAGAUCCUUCACCGUCUCCAAGCAAAACUGGACCUACGCACCGUCCGUGGUGACGCCGAAGUUCAUCGUUCCUGCCGAUCUCACCAGCUUCGGCGACUACAAGCGCGCGGGGAGCCAGAUUCCCGUCACAAAUGCGGACGCCGCAAAGGCGCCAGGUUUGGUGGCCUUGCACGCCAGAUUGCAGUUGCCAGAGUCGUUUGAAUUAGCAACCUUGGCCAGAUCACUCACCUUCAUCGCCGAGGGCAACCAGUACGCAGACAACGCUGGGAUGGCGCUCUUUGGCAAAAACUUGGUCAAGUACUACGUCACCGAGUAUUUGAUGGUGCACUAUCCGAGAUUACCGGCCGUCAUCUUGAGAGCAGCCUUGAACGCCUACACCGGCGAGGAAACCUUGGCGCAGAUCGCCAGGGAAUGGGGGGUGGAGGCCGAUAACAAGAGCGAGAUGGAAAAGUUCUUGGUUGAUGAGCCUAAAGAGUUUUCUUUGGGCCGUUUAUCUUUUGACAAGGUCGAUACCAACCCGGAGAGAGGUGUUACGGUGGUCGAGGGCGGCGUCAACGUACAGCAAGCAGCGUUCGCGUCGGUCGUCAAGUCCGUCAUUGCUGGUGUUCACGCACACAAUGGCGCGGAUGCGGCCAAACAGUUUAUCCACGACCACGUGAUAUCCCGCCACAUUGACAUCUCCCAGAUGUUUCAGUUUCAGUUCCCGACCAGAGAGUUGACCAACCUUUGCAGCAGACAGAGCUUAGAGCCGCCAGUCGCCAGGUUGUUGGCCGAGACCGGGAGGUUGACCGUGUCUCCGGUAUUUGUCAUUGGUAUCUUUAGUGGCAGCUCCAAGUUGGGUGAAGGCCAGGGUAACUCCUUAUUAGAGGCCAAGAGCAGGGCUGCUGUCAACGCGUUGAAAAACUACUACUUGUACAGACCAAUUGACCCAGUCGUGCCAAGCGACCCGAAGUACGAUGGCUCUUUGAUCGACGGCAGUGCUGUGGUGAUCUAAGUCUUUUCGAAGGAGCGUAGUCACUCGGAGAGCCGAGUGUGGUUGCAUAACGAAGACAAACGUGACGUUUGUUUCCUGUAUAUACGUAUAUUAAUGUUUGGUAUAUCCGAGCGUAGACUAAAAUGAUCGUGGGUGAGAAGGAUCGAAGAGCUACCUAGAGGCAACGUGGGAAUGGAGGUUUCGGGGAAG